Molecule: messenger RNA, 999 nt
Organism: Drosophila bipectinata
Lineage: Eukaryota; Metazoa; Arthropoda; Insecta; Diptera; Drosophilidae
Gene: Pmvk
Product: Phosphomevalonate kinase
Biological process (GO): cholesterol biosynthetic process; isopentenyl diphosphate biosynthetic process, mevalonate pathway
Cellular component (GO): cytoplasm
Molecular function (GO): phosphomevalonate kinase activity
Source: RefSeq, a predicted model, not a curated record
UAUUGCAACGAUAACUCAUUUGGUUCAAGUCAGCUGAAAUGCAAACAGUAAACAAAUCUAGCGCCUCGUCCAAUUGUUGAAUGAAACAUUAGCAUAAAUACAAAAAGAGUGACACUCCGGUGUCAGAGGCGUAGUCUAGAUCGCCGACGAGGUGGAAAUCUGAUGAACUCUUCGAGACAUCCACUGUGACGAGGGCAGGGCCAAAAGUUGCGCUGCCAGCAAAAGUGAAAGUUGGCCAGAAGAAAAAUGAUGAAAAUUGUACUGAUCAGUGGAAAGCGCAAGUGCGGAAAGGAUUACAUCUCCGAAAGGCUUCAGAAAAAGUUGGCUGACCGGGCACAGAUUGUUCGCAUCUCGGAGCCCAUUAAGUCGGAAUGGGCUCGCAAGCUUCAGCUGGAUUUGGCGGCCUUGCUCAGCGAUGGACCAUACAAAGAGCAGUACCGACGAGACAUGAUUGUGUGGAGCGAUGAGGUUCGCGCUCGGGAUUACGGAUACUUCUGUCGUGUGGCCAUGGAAGAGGCAUUGGCCCGUCGACCGACACCUUACAUUUUGGUCAGCGAUGUGAGGCGCAAAAAUGACAUCAAGUGGUUCCGGGAAACCUAUGGCUCCGACAAGGUACUGACUGUGCGGCUCACCUCCCGUCCAGAAACCCGAAGUGCCCGCGGAUGGGUCUUUACGGCGGGCAUCGACGAUGUGCCGUCCGAGUGCGAUCUGGACGACUUCGAUGGCUUCGACGUAGUGGUGGCCAACGAUAAUGAGCAUGAACAGGUGUCCAUUGACCAAAUACUGGAGACCAUGAAACUGCAGUAACUUUGAAGCUUUAGAUAUUUAUUACUCGAAUCGAGCCCUCGGGGCAUCAGUGUAUUUUUGAUAGAACAUGUAUUUGGCACAGAAAAAGUGUAUUAGAUAAUGCUAAUAUUUUGCCUUGUGAAGGAAUGUAGCUAAGUUUAUACUUAAUAAUUUAUAAAUUGUAUUUAACUAAUUAAAUGGAGAAGGUGUGAA